Charadrius vociferus (killdeer) is the source of this 1428-nucleotide messenger RNA. RefSeq names its product ring finger protein 115 (gene RNF115). Gene Ontology annotation, biological process: protein ubiquitination; positive regulation of DNA-templated transcription; ubiquitin-dependent protein catabolic process. The coding region runs from base 1 to 1428 and encodes 475 amino acids. Gene Ontology annotation, molecular function: ubiquitin protein ligase activity. Gene Ontology annotation, cellular component: cytoplasm; nucleoplasm. NCBI's taxonomy places the organism in Eukaryota, Metazoa, Chordata, Aves, Charadriiformes, Charadriidae. The record is from RefSeq and is a predicted model, not a curated record. The transcript has 12 exons.
AUGCGGCCACCAUGGCAACAAGCACUUCCGGCUCUCCAGCCGCUACUUCCGGUCGCGCUCGGCACCGCCGCGCCUCGUUGGCGAUUCUGGAGGACCGGGCCAGGCGACGUUCUGCCUACUCUGUCUCGUCGGGCCGAGGUGACGCUCUACCCACAAGAGCUCGCUGCUCGGCCGGGAGCAGACGAGCGGACCGGAAAGCUCUGGACGAACGCCGAGGAUGACAGACCUUCCACCCGGCGUCGUGCACAGUUAAAAGCUGCCGCCCGGCUGUCCGGCAUUUCAGCGGUGGAGUUUCCCUUGUGCUCGGUGUGGCGCAGCUCAAAGAAGUGCUUGAAUCGGCUGAUGAACCCUGUGGCAAUGCUGAAACGGAGUCAAAGUUGGGAUGUGAUAGUCCUCAUCUGUAACACCGGUGACAACGCGAUUAAUAUUUAUAGCGAAGUCUGUGCCUCGCUGAUCGGGGAGCUUGCUCUGAUGUCUCCUCUCCAAGUUGCCAGUGCCUGGAAUAGCCAGGAGAACACGACAAGGGGACGGUUUGAGUCCUGCCUUGCGGGCAGGAGGCUCCGGCAGAGACCGGGGCUGCCCCACGCUGCCCUAAACCUCUCGCGGAAAACGGGGAAGGAGUACACUUGCCCGAGAUGUGAAUCUGGCUUUAUCGAAGAAGUCACAGAUGAUUCCAGUUUUCUAGAUGGCAGCGGCAUAGACGACGGCCCAUCCACACAGUUCGCAGAGCUUUGGGACCAUUUGGACCACACAAUGUUCUUUCCCGACUUCAGACCCUUUCUGAGUAGCAGCUCGCUGGAUCAAGACAGCAGGGACAACGAGAGGGGCCACCAAGCCCACGCCGACCUCUGGGGACCAAGCCGACCUCCGCGGUUGCCCAUGACGCGGAGGUACAGAUCCCGGGGCAGCUCGCGUCCCGACAGGUCUCCUGCUAUCGAAGGAAUAAUACAGCAGAUCUUUGCAGGGUUUUUUGCAAACUCAGCGAUUCCCGGCUCACAACACCCUUUCUCAUGGAGUGGGAUGCUGCACUCGAAUCCCGGGGACUACGCGUGGGGACAGAGCGGCCUCGAUGCUAUUGUCACCCAGCUCCUGGGGCAGCUGGAAAACACGGGACCGCCUCCGGCCGACAAAGAGAAGAUCUCAUCUCUCCCGACAGUGACAGUAACUCAGGAACAAGUCGAUACGGGUUUGGAGUGUCCUGUGUGCAAAGAGGACUACACAGUAGCGGAGCAAGUUCGGCAGUUACCGUGCAAUCACUUCUUCCACAGCAACUGCAUCGUGCCGUGGUUAGAGCUGCACGACACGUGUCCCGUCUGCAGGAAGAGCUUAAAAGGGGAAGAUUCGACUCGGCAAACGCAGAACCCCGAGGCCUCGGCGAGUAACAGCUUUAGCAGCGAAAGCCAACUACACGACCGAUGGACUUUCUGA